Messenger RNA from Ruditapes philippinarum (Manila clam), 3998 nucleotides. RefSeq lists its product as uncharacterized. Bases 397 to 2463 code for a protein of 688 amino acids. The transcript is spliced from 10 exons. The record is from RefSeq and is a predicted model, not a curated record. NCBI's taxonomy places the organism in Eukaryota, Metazoa, Mollusca, Bivalvia, Venerida, Veneridae.
AUUGGAUUAACAAAUUGGACAACGCUGCUCUUCAGUGAAGAAGUGAAUUUUAAGAGGAAAACUAUCGCUUGAAAAACACUAAUUUUUGUGAACAAUAUAUUAUUUUGGCUACGUCUACUAUACAGUAACGUUUACUGUAGCGUAAAAAUAUGUUGAAAUGGGUUUACGGAUUAUAUCUAGUCUGAACACCUUAAAUAGUUAAAGUAUCAUCGUUUAAUCAUUGGACUAGUGUUAUACUUUCCAGUAAAGCAAUAAUGAUAAAAGGAAAUCAUUGUUAGAAAAAGAUCAAAGCAAAGAUUUUGAGAUAUGUUUCUUCUGGGUCAGAAUCUCGCUUAGGCAAGACACAAAAUAGCACAAUAUCUCGUCGCACGGUAUAAUUAGUUGGACUAGAAAAGGAUGGCAGAUAAAUAUUAUAGACUUGUUUGCUUUGUGGUAGAUAUUUGUGCUGACGUAUUAAGGAAAUAUUUUGUGAAACUUGCAAAAACUGAUGUUGGGAACACUUAUACAUCAGUUGAUGCUUACCUAUCUCACAGAAAUCGGAAUGUGAUGCAAUUAUUCAAUAACAAAAAGCUCAGGAGAGAUCAGUAUGAUUUAUUGUAUCCUGUUAACGGCACUGCUGAUGAAAACCAAUGGGACGUCUCAAUACUGGUAACAUUGAUAACAGAACUUUUUGCCACGCGUCUGCAGCCACUCGUUAUCGUCGCGUUGAAAAAUGAAAUUCGAGGGAUUCGAAAUGAGUUGCAGCAUCACCCAAAUACCGGCACUAUUUCGGACGAUGACUUCGAUGAUUAUUGGGGGCGAUUGGACUCUUCUGUUAGGCUUAUAGCAAUGAAUGCGCUUGAUACAAAUGAUCAAGCAUCCUUACUUGAGAAAAUAAAUCAGGUUAAAUGUAAUCAUCUACCAAAUCUCGGUGAUUGUUUACGUAUUUGGCAUGAAGAAACCUCUAAGCAGUUGUUAAACACUAUGAAUAAAAUGCAGGCAAAUGCCGAAGAAACAACUUCCAUUCUCAGACAAGUGGUGGUCCAAAAACCAGGACCUUCAGGGGACAAAAAUAAAAGAAUAAAAGUUGCUGAUGAUAUUCUGGCACGGCUUCAAGCGGGGUUUGAGUCAACGAUGAAAGAACUAUCAGGCGAUUUUAACCCACCAAGUGAAGUGACAGACAUUCGAGCUAAACUAAGAGAUGGCCAUCACGUGGUUGUAACCGGAUGCAACAAUAGCCGUUAUUUUGAGACCGCUCUUGCAGCAAUAAAGGGGAUGGAUUAUAAUUACAAACGAUGUGUAGAAAUGCACACGUCGUCUGAUUGGCGUCACAUUGAUCCAGAAGAUGUAGACUUGGUUUUAUGUAGAGAUCCAUUUGGAGGAUUUUCUUACGAUGAAAGCAAAGCUAAAGCCAUGGAAGAUAUAUUUAAAAGCAUGAUGCAUUCAACAAAGAGAGAUAAUGACGUUAAAGCCUUGGACAUUGUCAUAAUUACUGACCUGAAUAUAUUGGAAGAGUGCAAAAUGCAUCACGACCACGAAAUCUUAGACGAAGUGGUAAAAGUGUUUACUGAUACAAGUUCAGCACAACCAGCUGAUCUUACAAUAGGAUGUAGACGACAAGGACAAUACGCGCAAUCGUCUUCGCUGCCGGUAACCAGAAAUAAUUUGGGAGCUUUAACGGAAUGUUUCCUGAAGGCUUAUAAGAUAUCCAGUGGUCAAGUAGAUGAUGAGAUAUUUAAAAAAGCAAAGAAAAGUUUCCAAGUAAAUAAGGCUAUAGUACUAACAGGGCGUGAGAAAUGUGGUAAAACUUCUAUAGCUGUUGCAUUGGCGUCUGCCUAUGAGGAACAGCAAUGUUUACUUCUGAAGAAACCACAUGAUAUUGACAAAAUUGACUUCCCAAACAUCUGCUUAGUGAUCAUUGACGAGUUUGCUGGGAAAUAUCGUUAUGAGGAAAAUGAUGUGUACGAAUGGUACAAUAUGUUUGACCACCUGUACAAUACCGUUAUAGCAGGACAGAUGAACGUGAUAAUAACGUGUGAAAAGGAUAAACUAGAAAAAUGUAUCAAAGAAAUUGGACGGCAUGCCAUUCUUGACCACGUGGUGGAUGUAACUUUACAAACAGCUGUCGUUAAAUUAGAAGUAAUUGAACAAUAUGGACAUGUGUCUGGACAGAAAGUCACUACAGAUCAUUAUGUAGGCACCAUAUCAAAUACCAUACAGACUCUGAAUUACACAUCAUCAUUGUUAGCGGACCCGUCACAAGGGCCAAUACCGCUGUCAAGACAUGACACGAUUCCGAUUUCUACAGGAAAUACUUCAAUUUUAGGAAGGGCACAAAUGGAAGGACUAGGAAUUGGACAUGUGUCCGGACAUUUAGUCAAUACAGAUAGUUCUAUAGGCACCAUAUCAAAUGCCACACAGGGACUACACAACAUCAUUGUCAGUGGUACCGUCACAAGGGCCAAUCUUACAGUUAAGUCAUGACAAGAUUUCUACAGGAAAUACUUCACUUCUAGGCAGAGCACAUGUGGAAGGAAUACAAAAUCCAAUGCAAUUGCAAAGAGGUUUCUCUGGAAUGGAAAGGGUAAUACAGACUGAGACAGAUGAUUUGAGUGUAAAGAGAUCGAGGUCAAUGUCGUCAGGUUUAUGGUCAGUCGAAGAGAAACGUGAGAUUAACAUCAGGACCAAUGAUGAUAUUGAGGGUUGUUUCAUUACAGGAAGUUGUAUCAUACCUUCAGGAGAAAUUCUGCUUGCGGAUUACAAUAAUAAAAAGUUGAAGAAACUUGAUAAUAUGUAUAAUGUAAGGUGUGUGUGUGAUCUUUCUCAUAUACCAUAUGAUGUUUGUUAUGUCAGGGAUAAUGUAGCUGUUGUAUCACUGUCGUGGAAGAAACUUCAGUUUGUUGAUACUACACAUAGUAUGACUCUGCUUAAAUCCAUUGAUACAGAUCAUGAGUGUCUUGGUCUGGUUUGUCAUGGCGAUCAGAUGUAUGUAAGAGACUGUUAUGGUUCUGUUUAUAGUUAUAGUACAGAUGGUAUAAAGCAGCAGAUGAUUUAUUUAAUAUCUAGAAACGAAUCAUUUCUUUUUAAUUAUUACAUUUUUAACAAUACAUCACCGAUUACUGUGAGUAAUGAUGGAAGUAAGUUAUACCUACCAGGUCUAAAUGAGCUUGUUACCAUUGACAACAAUGGAAACCAUUUGUUUACAUUAAACAAUGAAGACAUAAAUUUCAAAUGUGGAGUUUGUGUAGAUGAUGAAGGUUUUGUUUAUGUAAAUGAUAUGAAUUGGAAUAUUAUAAAAAUAAGUGAAGAUGGUAGAACUAUACUUCAGGUCAUAACAAACCUAUCUAACUUGACAGGUGGACGUUCUCGUACAUUAACAUUUGAUAGGAAAAAUAAAGCUCUGAUAGAAGCAGGGUGGUCAGACACAAUUAUAGUCUUAAAACUAAGGAAAUAAUGUGAAACUCAAACAAGUUGAAUACAUAGGAUACCGUGAUCAUAUAAUGGACAAUAUUUCCUAAUAUAUAAUACACUUUAUUUUUAACGGCAUAAUGUAUACUUAAAAUAAUUCCUCAUUUGAUGGUGGAACAAACUUGAUUUUUCUGGUUUUACAUCAAUGCAGAGAUAAUGCAAGAUAUAUGUGUUUAUAAACUUUGAUAAUUUGAAGUGCAACAUAAUAAUUUGAUUAUUUAUAUGUUAUCGCCCAUUUUUCUUGUCUGGAAUGGAGUCAAUUAUUCGACACACAUUUCUACAACACUGUAUUUUAUUCAGUUACUGCUAAGAGUUGUUUUAUGUGUGAUCUACCAAUUGAUAUUUCAAUCAUAAUAAAUUAUUUUAUAGAAUAAUUAAAGUGUUUAAAAAGCUUGUAAAGGUUUCAACAAUUAUAUCAAUUAACUAUAGAUAAUGUAAUAUGGACCAAUGUAACUUUUUUCCGUACCAUCUGAAUGUGUCCUUGAAGAAAAUAGUUUUUUAAUCUUUUAAUUGGGGACCACGGGUAUGCUUCUUUAAUAAAUUUAUGUUAG